ACUGUAUUGUCAAAACAUCCGAUCUGUUUGCAAAUGUAAGUGUCUAUCCGCUUAAAAAGGCUUUUCUAUCUAUUGUAACGAAAGUGUCACUGCGUGUGACGUGCCCUUCCCAAGUGCGUUAUGGUUGAUGAGGUGCAUUGUGGUUAUACGAGUCGUUGUGAGUACAUACCGAAACACGUUCAAAUCGUUUGGAUGGUGCCAACAAGUCUCGAUUACUGAGAGGAAUAAGCCACAUCAAAAUGAUGUUCAUUCAAGGAACUAGAGGACGGCUGAGAGUAUCUGUUUAUAACGACGAAAUGGACGACGAUGACGACACAAAGGACAACAACAUUGGGUUAGCAUUUUCUGGAGGUGGAAUAAGAAGUGCAGCAUUCAGUUCGGGAAUUCUUCGUCGUCUUCUUCAGAAGAACAUUCAGGUCGACUACAUAAGCUGUAUUUCUGGCGGAAACUUUACCGCAGCGGCGUAUUUGGAUUGGAAAUAUCGUCAUGACCAAACGGAUGACCACACAUGGCAUCACAAGUUUUUUGAGAACAUGCGAUCACGAAGUGGUUACCUUUGUGACUGGAGCAAGUUCUACAAAGGGCUCGGAGAUACAAUAACAAUUCUUCUGUCCUUACUAUUUGUUAAUAUUAUCAUUCCUGUUGUAGUUUGGGGAGGGCUAGCCAUUCCCACGGCAUAUCUUAUAGACUUUGUCUUUGGAGAUAUUUUACGAACAGGAUUCAAUUGCAGUAUACCCAUCCAACAUAGUUAUCCAUUUUCCAACACCACAAGAUGUUCAAGUACAUAUCACCACCGUUAUCCAGGCGUUCAGAACCAACUUAUCUUGUUCGUUACGCUCCUUCUAUCGUUCUUGUUCCUGUUUGUUCUCAGAAGCAUCUUCAAGAAAUAUGCGCAAGUUAUUGCUUUCUUACAGAUACUAUCAGGCACUUUGUUCGGAAUGGUUUUCCUCCCUUGGUUCUUGCAACAGUUCUUUGACAGUAUUCCUACGUGGCUCAGCAUGUUAAUCCUCGUCCUCAGUUUGUUCUUUUGGAUUGGGUUUCCACCCCUUCGUGAUUUUGCAUCCAUUGCUGUUGUUUUCUAUGUUUUUGCAUUCAUCAUCAAGUGGCGUGUUUAUCGUUCUCGUUCCAUACUCGUGGAUUACAAGGAAGAGUAUUUCUAUACAGCUUUAUUAGCAGCAGGAGGAGUUUUAUGGGCAAGUCCAUACCUGGGUGCAUUCGGUAGAUCUGCUAUUUAUACAUUUAUCAAGUGGAGAUUCCAAUAUGCGUUUUUCACAGAGGAGAGCGUGGGUCCAGUCGGCUGUGGUGGAAUCACGUGUUCGGACUUCUUUCCAGUUUUAUCCACCAUAUGCGAUUGCUCUAAAUGUUGCAGCAAAAACAGGGCGUUGACAAUGGCCGACAUUGCGGACAUGAAGCCACAGUACAUUAGUAACAUUGUUGCAGCUCAUUGGCGUCGCAAUCAAAAGACAUUGCCAGACACAAUGAUUGGUCUUUGCAGCAAGAAGAUCGAGAUUAUUACCGAGGACCCUGGUUCUGAUAAAUUAAAUUCUUCCUUAAGUCCACGACAUGUUAAGCUUGCUGAUGCUAUGAGCACAGCCGCUAUGGUAACCAAACCAACAGCUGAAAUGGAGGACAAGUAUGAACCAUUCCGUGAGCUGCAACUCAUUCUUGGGCUUUCCGCAACAAAUGAUGCCACAGCUUAUCCUCAGAGGAGAGACGACGGCGUUGUUAGUAAGUUUGCUCCAAUAAUUCUCCAAAGCUUUGCUGGUGCACCUAUUGUACUCCUAGCAGUCUUAUGCCUCGCCGAUAUCAAUUUGGACCCAUUAUUAGUUGAGAGUGUUGUCAUGAUUGUGUUCAUCUGUUAUGUUGUUGUCUUCGCUGCCGUCGCUAUGAUGCCUACUGGAMCAAGUAAGCCAUGGUUUGGGGAGUCUAUUGUCAGAUGGUGUCACGUACAUUUAUACCACGUACGUUUCCUUAGAGAAUUCCUUAAGAUUAGCAACGUCGGCCCACUUCCUCCUGCUGUUAUGUCCCUCAGCGACCUUGGUCGGCUCGAGAAGUARGGACUUUUGACGCURUUCAAGCGUCGACUGAAAAAAAUCGUGGUUUCUGAUGGUAGCUUAAUGUCUGAUGAUGCCUCUUACGCAACUCAACUCUUGCGAUCUUUGCAAAUGGCGAGAGAGCUGUAUCAUUGUGAAUUCACUGGAUACGACGGUCGUGAUGUCAUCGGAGAGAUCCACAAGAUGUAUUUAAAGCACCCCUCCGGAAAACUCCCGAGAACAUAUCGAUUUCUGGUGAAUUACUUUGACAAGACUGCAACCGGAUAUCAGAUGGCUGGUCAAGGAGAAGUACUUAUAUAUAGGGUUUUUCAAGGACUUCUAUGUUAAAACUUAUCUCAUCUAGCCUUCGUGUCAAUAACGUGCAACGAAUAUCGAAAAU
Messenger RNA from Exaiptasia diaphana, 2433 nucleotides. RefSeq lists its product as uncharacterized. The record is from RefSeq and is a predicted model, not a curated record. Lineage: Eukaryota; Metazoa; Cnidaria; Anthozoa; Actiniaria; Aiptasiidae.